Messenger RNA from Xenopus laevis (African clawed frog), 2988 nucleotides. It is a transcript of the gene wdr43.L, whose product is annotated as WD repeat domain 43 L homeolog. NCBI's taxonomy places the organism in Eukaryota, Metazoa, Chordata, Amphibia, Anura, Pipidae. The transcript is spliced from 18 exons. Gene Ontology annotation, cellular component: nucleolus; nucleus. Bases 50 to 2026 code for a protein of 658 amino acids. Gene Ontology annotation, biological process: maturation of SSU-rRNA from tricistronic rRNA transcript (SSU-rRNA, 5.8S rRNA, LSU-rRNA). The record is from RefSeq and is a predicted model, not a curated record.
CUCUGCGCAUGCCUCAGCCUUAAACACGUGGCUUGUGGCGGAACGAGCAAUGGCGGCAGCGGGCGGCGUGUACGAGCUGCUUCCCCCACCGUGCGCCUUCUCCCCGCGCAGCCGGGACCUACUGGCUCUGUCCGGACCCGACGGGAGGAUCCAAGUGUGGGACACACAAGGCGGGGGCUUGAGAAAGGAAUAUGUCCCCUCUGCCCAUCUCAGCGCUACUUGUACCUGCCUGGCGUGGGCACAGGGCCGAGCCGACAAGGAAACUCAUCAGAAAAAGAAAAGGAAAUCAGAGGCGGCAGACAGGGACGGGCAGUACGACCUUCUCACCAUCGGCACAGCCACUGGCACCAUUUUACUGUACAGCAUUGUUAAGGGAGAGCUACAGAGCAAGCUGGAUGGAGGGCAUGACAGCAGGGUGAACUGCGUGAGGUGGCACCACGAGAACGGUUCCUUGUACAGUUGCUCAGAAGACAAACACAUCAUUGAAUGGAACACACAGACCUGUAAAGUCAAGUGCAAAUGGAAAGGAGACAACAGCAGCGUCAGCAGUUUGUGCAUCAGCCCUGAUGGGAAGAUGUUGCUGUCGGCGGGAAGAACCAUCAAACUCUGGGAUCUGGAGACCAAAGAAGUCUACAGGCAAUUUACAGGGCACUCGACCGCAGUCACGUCGCUCAUAUUCCUGACAGUGCAGCCUCCCCGGGAGUCUCGGUCUAUCCAAGACACAGCAGGUCUUUAUUUCCUGUCCAGCGCUGUGCACGACCGAUUGGUCAGCGUAUGGCAGGUUCGGUCUGCAAAGGACAAAAGUUCUGUCCUAUCCUUCACUCUCACAGAACCACCCGUAUUCAUGGACCUGAGUACAACCGAGAGCAAAGAGGAGCCGCUGAAGCUGGCGGUUGUUUGCCGGGAUGGGCAGUUGCACUUAUUUGAACAUGUGUUAAACGGAACUCACAAGAAGCCAAUCGCGCCUACUUGUACAGUACAGAUCGCAACGUCGGGCAGUGAUGACUCCACCCCCAAGCCCAUCCCUAUUCUGGCAGCUGCUUUCUGUGCAGACAGACAGUCCCUGCUCAUGUUCUAUGGCAGCACCUUACAGCCUAUCAUUGAGAGAGUGGCGCUGAAAAGCGAUGAACCCAACAUUUGUCUUAUCCGCGACAUCCAAAAGACAGUGUCUCUCAGAAAGGACAUGCCUGUAACAAAGGUGAAAACUCCAGUUGUAAAUUCAGACUCGAAGGUUCUAACACCAGGAAUCCCAGGUCACAGCUCGGCAAUUUCAGCUGCCUUGGCACAUACCAAAAAGCAGGAGAGCAAGAGGAAGCCAGGAGACAAUGAGGCCAGCAUAGAGGAUCGUCUUGGCGCUAUGGAUAUAGACCCCACCAACGUGCCGAGUAAAGGAGCCUUGCCGCAGACUGACAACUUUGCCGUAUUGCUGGUGCAAGGCCUGGAAAGCAACGAUCUAAACAUUCUGAAUAAAGUCUUUCAGACCAAAAACGAGUCCUUAAUAAGGAAGACUGUGGCCAGGAUUCCCGUUCAUGCCGUCAUCCCCCUGGUGCACGAGCUAACAAGGAGAUUACAAGGACAUCCUUUGAGUACCAUACUGAUGGUGAGAUGGCUAAAGGCUGUGUUGGUCCUCCAUGCUUCCUACCUUUCCACUUUGCCGGACUUGGUCCCACAGCUGGGGAUGUUGUACCAACUCAUGGAGAACAGAGUGAAAAACCUGCACAAACUGUCUCGGCUCAAUGGGAAGCUCUAUCUAAUCAUAACACAGGUGUCUGCGGCUCAAAGAGUCCAAAGUACAUCGCUUGAUCAGGAGGCAAAACUGGUCUAUGAAGAAGAAUCUUCUGAAGAGUCUGAUGAUGAGCUGCAUGGGGAGCAGGAGUCUGAUGAGGAUUGGGCAGAAGGAGAGGAGGAGCAUAUGGAGGAAGAUGAGGGUGAAACUUCGGAAGAGGAGGAGUCUGAAGACAUGAAUGUGGGCAAAGUAAAUGGGGAUUCUGAUCUGGACGCUGGCAAUGAAAGUGAAGAGGAAUAGACUCCACCCCCUCUGUAGUGGACCCUGGCUGCUCCCCGGAGCCUUCGGCCUCACCAGUUCACUGUGUAGACUUGAGCCCUAGCGGUCCCAGAGGAUUUCAGCCACAGAAUGUUAGCCAUGACCUGCCUUUCUCACCUCCGAAAAAAUCAGAUCUUUCUCUCUGUUCUCCCGGCGACCCAGUCACCUGUUUAUGGACCUUCUUUUUUUUUUUUUUUUCAUUUGUGUUUGGAAUAAAUGAACCACUGCCGCCGUAUGGUAAACGUUACUUUUUAUUUUUUAAUUUGCGUUUUACUGAGUUUGCGGCCGCGAGAUGAUACGGCCCCCCUGUAUUCACAUACACUUGUAUCACUGACCUCCCUCCUGUACAGGACACGGUCGGCAUGAUGUGAAGUUUAAAAAAAAAAAAAAAAAAAAGUGAGAACUUUUUUUUGUUUUUGUUCGUCAAAAUUUCUCAUUAACCCACAGUGACGACUCUCUGCCUGUUGGUCCUGCGCCAUUUCCUAGGGGGGCAGAGCUUUUCAAAACAUGAUUAAUUCCCACCGUGCGCGCUUAUAGAGUCGAGCUUUUGAGCAAAAAAAAUCUGAAAAAUUGACUUUUUUGUACAAUGAAUAUUCCUCACUGUAAAUCAAACGUCUCCCGUUCAGUCUGUACAUAAGGACAGCCCAGGACUGAGUGCCAUAAAACUCCCGAUGUCGGGCGCGUGUGAAGUAAAUAUUGUGGACUUGAUUUUAUAUCAUAAUUUUUUUUUUUUUUAAAUUUUACUUUGCGCAGCAGAUUGUGGGAUCUCAUUUUUGUAUUCAAAGUAAAAACCAGUUUGAUUUUUUUUCAAAUUUUUCAGAGAGCGGACUGCACUGCUUUAUCCACCAGUAUAAUGUACAGUAUAUUUGUCUAUAAACAGCUGUUAUUGGCCAAUGCCGUGAUGGCUCCACUGUAAAGUGAAUAAAUAUAUAGUUCUCCUCUAA